This is a messenger RNA of Stylophora pistillata, 683 nucleotides long. RefSeq names its product transcription termination/antitermination protein NusA-like. Lineage: Eukaryota; Metazoa; Cnidaria; Anthozoa; Scleractinia; Pocilloporidae. The record is from RefSeq and is a predicted model, not a curated record.
AUGCAAACAGGACACGAGCUUCUACAAACAAUUGAUACCGUUGCGAAAGAGCGUGGCAUUGAGCGACAAGAAGUUUUUACGGCCUUAGAACAAGCAAUUCAAAAAGCAGCUCGUGGUCGUUAUGGCCAAGAAUAUGACAUUCGCGCUACGUUAGACCCUGUAACUGGAGAGUUUUCUUUGAAACGCUGCCAAGAAAUUGUAGAGUCUGUAGACGACCUUGAAGAUGGCGCCACACAAAUUGUUUUAGAAGAAGCGCAAUCCAUCCGACCAGAUGCAAAAGUAGGGGAAUUUAUUGAAGAGGCGCUUACUCCUAUUGAUUUUGGGCGCGUUGCUGCACAAACAGCUCGCCAAGUUAUCUUCCAAGGCGUUCGUGAGGCUGAACGGAAUCAUCAAUAUGAAGAGUUCAAAGAUCGCGUUGGCGAGAUUAUCUCUGGCAUUGUAAAGCGUGUUGAAUUCGGCAAUGUUAUUAUUGACUUAGGACGAGCCGAAGGGUUGCUCCAUCGAAAUGAAAUCAUCCCACGAGAGGCUUUCCGUCCAGGAGACCGUGUUCGUACCUACAUUAUGGAUGUGCGCCAAGAACCUCGAGGGUCUCAAAUUUUCCUUUCUCGUUCACACCCUCAGUUUAUGGCAGAACUAUUUAAGCAAGAAGUUCCAGAAAUCUAUGAUGGCGUUAUUAUAAUCAA